AUGCAAAAAGAUGAGUUACCUAUUGAAGAAAAACUUAAAAUUUCAACCAAUUUCUUACUUGACAGCCCUCCUGGGGAGGUUAGCUUUGUAUACGAUGAUAUUAGAGUUUUAAUGGCAGAUGAUGAAAAUUUUACAAAAGGAAUUAUGAAUGCAUUAGAACAAUAUAACACAGAACAGUAUAUCACAGUUACUCUUCCAGAUCAAGAAAUGCCGAAUGAUAAAUUUUUUGAUCCAAAAUCAAAGAAGAUUUUUAAAUUGGAUCAUUUAAAUCAAACAGUAACCGAGGUUGAAUCUCAUGAAUUUGAUGAGGCCGCUGAGCCAUUAAGGUUGGAGAUAGAAACUGCUGCUACUAACUACGUGAAGGAUCAUUAUCCUAAUGGCGUAUUAACUGUUUAUUCUAAAGAUAAUACAGUGAUAUAUAUGUUACUUAUAUAUUUUUUUCUUAAACAUAGGAAUGGAAGAUGGCAAUCUACAUGGAUUAUUUCACCUGAAUCUAAUGAAUUAAAGGGCACUGUCAAAGUUAAUGUUCAUUACUAUGAAGAUGGUAAUGUUCAAUUAAAUGCCACAAAAGAUUUUGAAUUGUCUACUUCAACAAAUUCAGAUGAUUUAAAUGCAAAGGCUGAAGCGUAUAUUAAGUUGAUUUGUAAAGCUGAGAAUGAAUAUCAGGCAUCCUUAAAUGAAUCUUAUGUUGAGUUGUCAGAAAAUACAUUCAAAGGAUUGAGACGUGCAUUACCUUUGACUCGUCAUAAGCUUGACUGGGAUAAGAUUUUAAAUUAUAAAAUUGGUCAAGAACUUCAAGAACAUGCAAAUAAAUCUUAUGGUCAAGAGCCUCAAAAGGAUGAGAAUCAAUCAUAA
Messenger RNA from Entrophospora candida, 855 nucleotides. The record is from the annotation of a GenBank genome assembly. Lineage: Eukaryota; Fungi; Glomeromycota; Glomeromycetes; Entrophosporales; Entrophosporaceae.